Messenger RNA from Hypoxylon fragiforme, 4080 nucleotides. RefSeq lists its product as uncharacterized. NCBI's taxonomy places the organism in Eukaryota, Fungi, Ascomycota, Sordariomycetes, Xylariales, Hypoxylaceae. The record is from RefSeq and is a predicted model, not a curated record. Bases 389 to 3820 code for a protein of 1143 amino acids. The transcript is spliced from 2 exons.
AAAUCGACCUGGUGUGCCUAAUCACUACUUGCACAAAUACCGGCCUUUCACAGAACCCGGUUAUACGGACAUACACAGAUCGGGAAGCCAAGACAAUUCAAAUAUAUUUGAUAUUCCCUUUUACUUCUCGCCUCCACGAGAAUACCAAGCCUCUGCCGCCGCCGAUCCGUCCAUGAUAAAGACGAUCCGAUCUGAAUUCUGUCCGUCCAGUUGGCUUAUUCACAUACCAAACGUGGUGUGUCUCGACCACGGCGACCCGGCCCUUUUUCCCAGCACACAUUUGCAGCCCUCCCAAUCAGUCAACAUCCGGGGGACAGGGCGAAUUGUUCCCCCCGAGCAAUAUUCGGCACUGCUUUGCUACAGGUCUUGUUGACGCGUAAGCCUCAAUAUGACAAAGGUACAGAAAGCAGACCCAGGCCUACCGUCUAGGUCUGAUACCUUCUUACGAAUGUUAGAGCUGGAGAAAAUGUACAAGAUGCAACGCAUCCAAGGUCAUACCCCCGCGACGAUCUCGCCAAGUACAAGUCAUCCCUCCGCUCAGGCAAACAAUCCCCUUAAGGCUCGGCGUGCGAGCGGACACCCUCCGCUUUCGCACCAAACCCAGAUAAUGAAAGCCGUGCGGAGGAGUUCUGCCCUACCAUCGCUUUCAAUAUCUAUACCCCCCGCACCAGCCGACGACCCUAUACUGGGAUCGGAUGGGCCGCCUGGGGAGCCCCUACCAAAAAGGGAGGAACGCACUAAAACAGUGACAUUUUCGGGCCCUGAAGAGGAAGAGGAAGAUAACGCUAAUUCCUCAGACCAAUCUUCCAUAUGUCAAUCACCUAGUUGGGAGCAGUACAGCCGGAAGAAGAAGAAGAAGCCCAAAAAGCGAGACGUAGAGCAAAGCAAGAAUCGCAGCGAGGAGAAAGUCGGGAAUGGUCUCAAGAAAAAAGGAAAUAAGUUGAGCAAAGUACAGCCGCCGAAUUCCGAGAUUAUCCAGCCUUUGUCAACGACGAAUCGUUCGCAAUCAGCCCCCGAGCUAGAUUUGCAUCUCAAAUCUCGCCCAACUCUGCCGAGUACAAUGGCCAACCCGAAGCUCGAUGGCAAAUCAAAAAGCAAAGGAUUUUUAUCGGGCUUCAGACUGCAGCAUGGGAAUGUUUCUGCUGUACAGAAACUAAUCGAUAGCCAAAGGAUAAGCAGUGAUGGAAGCCAGCCAGAAGCGUCACCGACGCUCAAUCCUCACGUAGUUGUCUCUGACCUAGACCCAAGCUUCGCCAAUUCUCGAAAACCACCUUCGAUUAGGUCGGCCCUUUCGAAUUCGACUCGAUCUAUCUCUUCAAUAGACCAACUACCACCCUCCGCUCGACAUUCAGCUAACUCGAGCCACGGACGUUCCCAAUCAUUACUUACUUCUACACUAAACAAGUUAAAGGGGCCGUCAUAUCUUUACUACCGCCCGACUGAAGUCACUGACAACGCCAAAUCUCAACGCCCUAGUAGCUCCCACGAAUCAGGCAUUGCGUCUAACUGGUCGAACGAUCCGCCAACGAACCCGAAUACAGAGCAGCAGCGAAUUCGUCCCAAAGAACGAGUCAAGGAGCUGCCAAUGACAUCCACUGAGCAGGCACAACAGUUACCUGACUUUACGUUUCCAUCCAAAUCGAAGCGAACCAACACUCAACCUGUGCCUGAUUCCGUCGCCCAUGGUGUUCGCGGCCAAGCCCAUGGAGCAGAAUCGAAAGAACUGAGCAGUGGCCAUGAGUCACCGGAGCCUACAUCGUUCAGGACUCGACGUGCUCAAAUACCACAAACGCAUGCGCCUGGUCGAGAUUCGUCAAUAGAAAAGGAAAAACGACCUCGAUCGGAACGAGCCUCCCGAGUCACAAGACAGCAACUCGGAUCUCCGAAGGAUGUGGACCAUCUUCCACCGCAACCUUUACGAUCUAGUAGGGACCCUGAGCGCUAUAAUCAUAUAGGCCGUCAGGGUAAGGGUUACGUGCAGACUCGUAUGGAAAUCCAGACAGAACCCAAACAAGAUACUGAAGGAACAGCAUCUACUCGGCGAGAAUCUUUCCGCCCAAACAAACAGCGCCCCGAACAACUGGAGAUAAAUUGCGAUAGAGGUGAAGAAGGCGGGCGAGAAUCUGUUGGUACUCAUACAUCAGCCAUUCAGCCCCAUUCUCGGAGAAACGCACAUAGCUCUCCUGAGAUGAACGGAGCAAAACAUGUGACUUUCCCGUCCAGUUCAAACGCUAUUGGAAGAGCUGUUACCUCUGAUGCAGUUCCCGAGGAAGUAAACGAACUAAUUUUGCAGUCAACGAAGCCCCAGAAAUCAAAUGAAGUAGAGGACGUCAUUCCUGUGAGAAGAUCACAACGACCAGAGAGAUCCGGUGAUUAUUUCACCUUUAUCAGCCAGUCCUAUGCUCCUCCAUCUCUAGAACUGCGUUCACCCUCAGAGGGUAAAUUUCCGUCUCCCAGGAUUGACGAGGAGCCCGAAGCGGAGAACCAUUUAGAUCAUAUUUUGAAGCAUAUGCCACUUAGAAAUCAGGUUUAUGAAAACACUACGCCGUUCAAGACUGCACAGCAAACUACAGGACCAGCCACAGACACCACAAACAAAUCUGCAAGGUCAUCUCUACCAAAGGAUUUGUCGUCUGCGCCCACUCAUUAUUCCGACAGCGAUAUUUCUGCUUUCGAACGCCUAGGCCUUUCACCAAAGGCCGCAAGAGUCCUCGCGGGGGUUGAAAUAUUGAGCACGUCCCCCUCUCAGUCCAACACUGACCCGAGCCGGACAAACUCAGAACGAUCCUCGUCCUCCACCUACGAUGAUACUCCUCCGUCACCAUCUACUGCGCCAACCUCGGAUAGCUCUCGUCUACAACAAGUCAAGCAACCCGUAGUUCUUCCCAAGGGUACCACGGCAAACCCGACGGUGAUAUCAAGCGUGAAUCACGACGAGACCACACCACGAGGAUCUUAUCGUCCACCAGCUGUGGAAUUAUCAACGGAACAUGGCUUACGACAUGCUGGUAUGGACACAAAUGACCAGGAUGAUAGUUGGAGUCGCACAGCAUUGCCGAUAGAACUAGAAAAUCAUACCGAUGGCAUGUCUAAUAAAUCUGACCGUUCAACCUCAAGUCCGCCACUAGUGGCAACCCCGUCUUCAGCGACCUUUCCAGACGAUGUCAAGGAGAACUUCCGGGACGAUGAAGCCAUGAACAAAAGCCGCUACCGACAAUCCACACCACUUCGGGCCCAGUCAGCUCUUGAACUUCACUCGCCAAGUUUCUUGCCAGACAAUAAACAUCAACCAUUAAACCCGAAGAAAGUGAAGGAGGGGCUAUCAUCCAUCAGUCUCCCAAAUACCCCACCAGAAAUCACUGAUGGGGCUCCUAGAAGAUCUGCGAUGAGAACGUCUCGCAAGAGUGUCUCUAAUGGCGACGAGUCCUCCGCCCUAGUUUCCCCAGGUGCCGCGUAUCUUCAAGAAGCUCGAAAAACGGCACCUAUCCCAUCUGGUGCUGCACCACGGGCUGUACGGCCUCCCUUCUCACAUAAGAACUCCUCAAACGGUGUUAGAGGGGUUACCGCAGAUGGCCGAUCAGAACCCCUAGCCAAGAUGCUAGUAGAGUGCUGUAACUGCAAAUUUUUCCACGACAUGCCUUCCAGAGUGUACGAGUGUAUGGCGAAGCCCGACUCACUCGUGGAGGACAAACUGUUGGGUGUCUCAGCCACUAUCACCACGAUGGUAAAGUGCCCGUGGUGUGCCCACGGCAUGACUACCCAAUGUUGUUCUGGUUAUGCGGCGGUAGUUUACCUGAAGGAAAAGCUACAUGGUAAAUGAUAACGUUAUACAUACUGUUUGUUACGGCCCCGAUUAUUUUAUCAGUUCAUGAUGAGGUCGAGUUAUCCGGAAAGCAAACGUCUACAUACUUUCUUGUUCUUUUCAUUUUCAUUUGUGAUGAACGCACUACUUACCGAGGUACAGACCUAGGUAUGCAUUCGCACUAUAGCUGCCUUUUGCAUAUUUCUUUAGUUUGCGCAUUAUCCAUCACCAUCUUGCGCAUUUUAUUUUUGUUGUCGCAUGAGCUGUAUCUUAGCUUC